UCAAAACAUACACCGUCAUGUGAUAGACAAAAAUCCCAUGACUGCAAUCAUGGAGCAGGAAUUCUAACAAAUUCCUCCAGUGCGGACGCAUAUUAUGACCAUUUCCUGCUUGCGUCUGCAACGUGGAUGAUGUCAUAAUGCACAAUGCCAGUGUCAUCAAGGUUCUGAAACCCACUGUGGGCUUCGCCACUUGUUUGAAAUGGAGCCCAGCACCUAGAGAAUGGGCGUAAAUGAGAAACGAGACAGAAAAUGUCUAGCCGAGGAAGUGCAAGUUCUGGUUCCGUGCCGUUGAAGAGGGGGCCGCUUAUGAGGCCUGGUUCAGCCAGAGCUAGAGAUGAAGGGGAGGCAACUCCAAGGAUGGUGGUGAAGGAGACCAGAGCUGUCGUCGUAGACAUUGGCACUGGCUCCUGCAAGUGUGGGUUUGCUGGGGAACUCAAGCCAAGCCAUGUGGUCUCCUCGACUGUGGGCAAGCAUAUCCAAGAGACGGCAAAAACGGGAGACAAUAGGAAAGAGACUUUUGUCGGCCGAGAACUUAGAGAUGCAGGAAUACCCCUGAAGCUUGUGAACCCUUUGAGACAUGGGAUCAUAGUGGACUGGGAUACUGUUCAAGACAUGUGGGAAUAUCUUUUCCUGAAGGAGAUGAAGAUUCGGCCCGAGGAGCAUGCGGUCCUAGUAUCUGAUCCGCCCCUGAGCCCUACCACCAACAGAGAAAAAUACGCAGAAAUGCUCUUUGAGAGCUUUUGCACUCCUGCCAUGCACAUCGCUUACCAAUCUAGAUUGUCCAUGUAUUCCUAUGGCAAGACGUCGGGUCUCGUCGUAGAGAGCGGUCACGGUGUCUCCUACGUGGUCCCCAUUUAUGAAGGCUACACCAUGCCAAGCAUUACUGAAAGGGUCGACUACGCUGGGUCCGAUGUCACACAACACCUCAUGAAGUUAUUAAAUGACUCCGUGAACUUGUUCACAGAGAAAGACUGGCCCAUUCUGGAAGAUAUCAAAGAGAACCACUGCUUCACUUCCGUGGACUUCCAACAGGAGUCAACGGCACCUUCCAGGAAAUACGAGAUGGAAUAUGAGCUUCCUGACGGGCAAACCAUCAUCAUCGGCAAAGAGAGAUUCCUGUGCUCCGAAAUACUCUUCAAGCCGUCCUUGAUCAACUCGCAGCAGCUGGGGCUGCCUCUCCUCACCAUGACUUCCCUCAAUAAGUGCGAUGUCACGCUCAAAAAGAACCUGAUGGGCAACAUCUUGUUGUGUGGGGGCUGUACAAUGCUUAAGGGCUUUGCUGACCGCUUCCAGAGAGAGCUGAUUAAAAUGUGCCCAAAUGACAACCCCAUUUCAUCAGCUGCCGCUGAGAGGAAAACGUCUGUGUGGACCGGAGGCUCCAUCUUGGCCUCCCUUAAGGCUUUCCAGCAGCUCUGGGUUUAUAGGAAAGAAUAUGAAGAACGAGGUCCUUUUUACAUCUACAGGAAAUGUUUCUGAGCUCCCACCACUGAUUAAACUCUUACACACACACACACACACACACACACACCUCAAGCUAGAUGCAGAGAGGCUAAAGAAGUCUCACACCCGCUUUUCGGUUAGUACCCAUCAAAAGUUACUUGAUCUGUGAGCACUAAUGGACUGCUUACUUUCCAUUCUCCCUGUAUUAAAAGCCCAUAGUAAACACUGCAGUUAUAACAAAGUGGUUUUCCAUUUCUUGACACAAAGCGGCACAGCAAAUUUGCACAUAGGUAAGGCCUUCCUGCUGGAUCCAGUCGUGAGUUAUGUCACGUUCUCAGGAAGCAAGUGUAGCAUCCGGCUGGAUUUCUGUCUUAUAGAAGAAACGGAAAACUGGAAUUAUUUUUGCCUCGCGUUCCAAACGGUAAUGGAGUUGAACAUGAAACCACUGCCUGCUAGGCCAACAUCUUUCAAAUAUUUUUGCUUGGGAAAAGGGACGAGCCUUUUCACUUAUAAAAUGUGUUAAGUGUGAAUUAGUCAAAAGUUGUGUUCCUUUCAGGGAUGCCUUACUCCUUUUCUAGCUCAAGAAUAGCAGUGCAGAGCGAAACAAACAAAAGUUUAAAGUUGCUAUAUCAAUAUAGCAUUUACACACGCACACAAUCAGGCAUAAUCCAGCACUGCAAUCCUAUACACACACUUAGGUAAAGGUAAAGGGAUU
Molecule: messenger RNA, 2155 nt
Organism: Podarcis muralis (Common wall lizard)
Lineage: Eukaryota; Metazoa; Chordata; Lepidosauria; Squamata; Lacertidae
Gene: ACTL7A
Product: actin like 7A
Source: RefSeq, a predicted model, not a curated record